Molecule: messenger RNA, 7333 nt
Organism: Equus caballus (horse)
Lineage: Eukaryota; Metazoa; Chordata; Mammalia; Perissodactyla; Equidae
Source: RefSeq, a predicted model, not a curated record
GCUCGGGCCUCGCGCGGCGCUCACCACCCGGGGUGCCGCGGGGGGGCGGGGAGAGCGGCCGCCUAGCCCAGCCCCGCGGAUGACAGGAGCCAGGGAGCCGAGGAGGGAGGAGCCGCCGCCGCCGAGCGCUGGGCUGAGGAGCAGAGAGAGCGGGGCGCGGAGUGCGGGCGGCUGCGAGCGCGCUGAGCGGGGGAGAGGCGCUGCCGCACGGCCGGCCACAGGACCACCUCCCCGGAGAAUAGGGCCUCUUUAUGGCAUGUGGCUGGUAACUUUCCUCCUGCUCCUGGACUCUUUACACAAAGCCCGCCCUGAAGAUGUCGGCACCAGCCUCUACUUUGUAAAUGACUCCUUGCAACAGGUGACCUUUUCCAGCUCCGUGGGGGUGGUGGUGCCCUGCCCGGCCGCGGGCUCCCCCAGCGCGGCCCUUCGAUGGUACCUGGCCACGGGGGACGACAUCUACGACGUGCCGCACAUCCGGCACGUCCACGCCAACGGGACACUGCAGCUCUAUCCCUUCUCCCCCUCCGCCUUCAAUAGCUUUAUCCACGACAAUGACUACUUCUGCACCGCGGAGAAUGCGGCCGGCAAGAUCCGGAGCCCUAACAUCCGCGUCAAAGCAGUUUUCAGGGAACCCUACACCGUCCGGGUGGAGGAUCAAAGGUCAAUGCGUGGAAACGUGGCCGUCUUCAAGUGCCUCAUCCCCUCUUCAGUGCAGGAAUAUGUUAGCGUUGUGUCCUGGGAGAAGGACACGGUUUCCAUCAUCCCAGAAAACAGGUUUUUUAUUACUUCCCAUGGCGGGCUGUACAUCUCCGACGUGCAGAAGGAGGACGCCCUCUCCACCUACCGCUGCAUCACCAAGCACAAGUACAGUGGGGAGACCCGGCAGAGCAACGGGGCCCGUCUCUCCGUGACAGACCCUGCCGAGUCGAUUCCCACCAUCCUGGACGGCUUCCACUCCCAGGAAGUGUGGGCUGGCCACACCGUGGAGCUGCCCUGCACCGCCUCUGGCUACCCCAUCCCUGCCAUCCGCUGGCUUAAGGACGGCCGGCCUCUCCCAGCUGACAGCCGCUGGACCAAGCACAUCACGGGGCUGACCAUCAGUGACCUGCGGACCGAGGACAGCGGCACCUACAUUUGUGAGGUCACCAACACCUUCGGCUCAGCAGAGGCCACAGGCACCCUCACGGUCAUCGACCCCCUUCACGUGACCCUGACACCAAAGAAGCUGAAGACGGGCAUCGGCAGCACCGUCAUCCUCUCCUGCGCCCUGAUGGGCUCCACGGAGUUCACCAUCCGCUGGUACCGCAACACCGAGCUGGUGCUGCCCGACGAGGCCAUCUCCAUCCGCGGGCUCAGCAACGAGACCCUGCUCAUCACCUCCGCGCAGAAGAGCCACUCCGGCGCCUACCAGUGCUUCGCCACGCGCAAGGCCCAGACCGCCCAGGACUUCGCCAUCAUCGUGCUUGAGGAUGGCACGCCCCGAAUCGUCUCGUCCUUCAGCGAGAAGGUGGUCAACCCCGGGGAGCAGUUCUCGCUGAUGUGUGCGGCCAAGGGCGCCCCGCCCCCCACUGUCACCUGGGCCCUGGACGAUGAGCCCAUCCUGCGGGACGGAAGCCACCGCACCAACCAGUACACCAUGUCCGACGGCACAACCAUCAGCCACAUGAACGUUACGGGCCCCCAGAUCCGCGACGGGGGCGUGUACCGGUGCACGGCGCGGAACUCGGUGGGCAGUGCUGAAUAUCAGGCGCGAAUAAACGUAAGAGGCCCUCCCAGCAUCCGGGCGAUGAGGAACAUCACAGCGGUCGCCGGGCGGGACACCCUUAUCAACUGCAGGGUCAUCGGCUACCCCUACUACUCCAUCAAGUGGUACAAGGACGCCCUGCUGUUGCCGGACAACCACCGCCAGGUGGUGUUCGAGAAUGGGACCCUCAAGCUGACCGACGUGCAAAAGGGCAUGGACGAAGGGGAGUACCUGUGUAGCGUCCUCAUCCAGCCCCAGCUCUCCAUCAGCCAGAGUGUCCACGUGGCUGUCAAAGUGCCCCCUCUAAUCCAGCCCUUCGAGUUCCCACCGGCCUCCAUCGGCCAGCUGCUCUACAUCCCCUGCGUAGUGUCCUCGGGGGACAUGCCCAUCCGCAUCACCUGGAGGAAGGACGGACAGGUGAUCAUCUCAGGCUCAGGUGUCACCAUCGAGAGCAAGGAAUUCAUGAGCUCUCUGCAGAUCUCCAGUGUUUCCCUCAAGCACAACGGCAACUACACGUGCAUCGCCAGCAACGCAGCGGCCACCGUGAGCAGGGAGCGCCAGCUCAUCGUGCGCGUGCCCCCUCGAUUCGUGGUCCAGCCCAACAACCAGGAUGGCAUCUAUGGCAAAGCUGGUGUGCUUAACUGCUCAGUGGACGGCUACCCCCCACCCAAGGUCAUGUGGAAGCAUGCCAAGGGGAGCGGGAACCCCCAGCAGUACCACCCAGUGCCCCUCACCGGCCGCAUCCAGAUCCUGCCCAACAGCUCUCUGCUGAUCCGCCACGUCCUGGAAGAGGACAUCGGCUACUACCUCUGCCAGGCCAGCAACGGUGUGGGCACCGACAUCAGCAAGUCCAUGUUCCUCACUGUCAAGAUCCCAGCCAUGAUCACCUCCCACCCCAACACCACCAUCGCCAUCAAGGGCCACGCCAAAGAGCUCAACUGCACUGCGCGGGGGGAGCGGCCCAUCAUCAUCCGCUGGGAGAAGGGGGACACGGUCAUCGAUCCUGACCGCGUCAUGCGGUAUGCCAUCACCACCAAGGACAACGGAGACGAGGUUGUCUCCACACUGAAGCUCAAGCCAGCUGACCGUGGGGACUCUGUGUUCUUCAGCUGCCACGCCAUCAACUCAUAUGGGGAGGACCGGGGCUUGAUCCAACUCACUGUGCAAGAGCCCCCCGACCCCCCAGAGCUGGAGAUCCGGGAGGUGAAGGCCAGGAGCAUGAACCUGCGCUGGACUCAGCGGUUCGACGGGAACAGCAUCAUCACGGGCUUCGACAUUGAAUACAAGAAUAAAUCAGAUUCCUGGGACUUCAAGCAGUCCACACGCAACAUCUCCCCCACCAUCAACCAGGCCAACAUCGUGGACUUGCACCCAGCAUCUGUGUACAGCAUUCGCAUGUACUCCUUCAACAAGAUUGGCCGCAGCGAGCCGAGCAAGGAGCUCACCAUCAGCACAGAGGAGGCAGCUCCUGAUGGGCCCCCCAUGGAUGUCACUUUGCAGCCGGUGACCUCACAGAGCAUCCAAGUGACUUGGAAGGCGCCCAAGAAGGAACUGCAGAACGGCGUCAUCCGGGGCUACCAGAUCGGCUACAGAGAGAACAGCCCUGGCAGCAAUGGGCAGUACAGCAUCGUGGAGAUGAAGGCCACCGGGGACAGCGAGGUCUACACCCUGGACAACCUCAAGAAGUUCGCCCAAUAUGGGGUGGUGGUCCAAGCCUUCAAUAGGGCUGGCACGGGGCCCUCGUCCAGUGAGAUCAACGCCACCACCCUGGAGGAUGUGCCCAGCCAACCCCCUGAGAAUGUCCGGGCCCUGUCCAUCACUUCUGAUGUGGCUGUCAUCUCCUGGUCGGAGCCCCCACGCAGCACCCUCAAUGGCGUCCUCAAAGGCUAUCGGGUCAUCUUCUGGUCACUCUACGUUGAUGGAGAGUGGGGCGAGAUGCAGAACAUCACCACCACACGCGAGCGGGUGGAGCUGCGAGGCAUGGAGAAGUUCACCAACUACAGCGUGCAGGUGCUAGCCUACACACAAGCCGGAGACGGCGUGCGCAGCAGCGUGCUCUACAUCCAGACCAAGGAGGAUGUUCCAGGUCCCCCAGCUGGCAUCAAAGCUGUCCCUUCAUCUGCCAGCAGUGUGGUGGUGUCUUGGCUCCCCCCUACCAAGCCCAAUGGAGUGAUCCGCAAGUACACCAUCUUCUGCUCCAGCCCCGGGUCUGGCCAGCCGGCUCCCAGCGAGUACGAGACGAGUCCAGAGCAGCUCUUCUACCGGAUUGCCCACCUAAACCGGGGGCAGCAGUACCUGCUGUGGGUGGCCGCCGUCACCUCCGCCGGCCGGGGCAACAGCAGCGAGAAGGUCACCAUCGAGCCUGCCGGCAAGGCCCCAGCGAAGAUCAUCUCAUUUGGCGGCACUGUGACAACACCCUGGAUGAAAGAUGUCCGGCUGCCUUGCAAUUCAGUGGGAGAUCCAGCCCCUGCUGUGAAGUGGACCAAAGACAGUGAAGACUCGGCCAUCCCGGUGUCUAUGGAUGGGCACCGGCUCAUCCAUACCAAUGGCACGUUGCUGCUGCGUGCUGUGAAGGCCGAGGACUCGGGCUACUACACCUGCACGGCCACCAACACCGGGGGCUUCGACACCAUCAUCGUCAACCUUCUGGUGCAAGUGCCCCCGGACCAGCCCCGCCUCACUGUCUCUAAAACCUCCGCUUCGUCUAUCACCCUGACCUGGAUUCCAGGUGACAAUGGGGGCAGCUCCAUCCGAGGCUUCGUGCUGCAGUACUCAGUGGACAACAGCGAGGAGUGGAAGGACGUGUUCAUCAGCUCCAGCGAGCGCUCCUUCAAGCUGGACAGCCUCAAAUGUGGCACGUGGUACAAGGUGAAGCUGGCAGCCAAGAACAGUGUGGGCUCUGGGCGCAUCAGCGAGAUCAUCGAGGCCAAGACCCAUGGGCGGGAGCCCUCCUUCAGCAAAGACCAGCACCUCUUCACCCACAUCAACUCCACGCAUGCUCGGCUUAACCUGCAGGGCUGGAACAACGGGGGCUGCCCUAUCACAGCCAUCGUCCUGGAGUACCGGCCCAAGGGCACCUGGGCCUGGCAGGGCCUCCGGGCCAACAGCUCCGGGGAGGUGUUUCUAACCGAACUGCGAGAGGCCACAUGGUACGAGCUGCGCAUGAGGGCCUGCAACAGCGCCGGCUGCGGCAACGAGACUGCCCAGUUCGCCACCCUGGACUAUGACGGCAGCACCAUCCCUCCCAUCAAGUCUGCUCAAGGUGAGGGGGAUGACGUCAAGAAGCUGUUCACCAUUGGCUGCCCGGUCAUCCUGGCCACGCUGGGGGUGGCACUGCUCUUCAUCGUGCGCAAGAAGAGGAAGGAGAAGCGACUGAAGCGGCUCCGAGUUCUCAUCCUGCUCAGACUCCAUCCUCACCUAGUCCCCUCUCUCUACUGUUUUGCAGAUGCAAAGAGUUUGGCAGAAAUGUUGAUAAGCCCUUCUCCCCACAGCAAGAACAACCGAAGUUUUGACACCCCUGUAAAGGGGCCACCCCAGGGCCCGCGGCUACACAUUGACAUCCCCAGGGUCCAGCUGCUCAUUGAGGACAAGGAGGGCAUCAAGCAGUUGGGAGAUGACAAAGCCACCAUCCCUGUGACAGACGCUGAGUUCAGCCAAGCUGUCAACCCUCAGAGUUUCUGCACCGGUGUUUCCCUGCACCACCCAGCCCUCAUCCAGAGCUCAGGACCCCUCAUCGACAUGUCUGACAUCCGGCCAGGCACCAAUCCAGUGUCCAGGAAGAAUGUGAAGUCAGCCCAUAGUACCCGGAACCGGUACUCAAGCCAGUGGACUUUGACCAAGUGCCAGGCCUCCACACCCGCCCGCACCCUCACCUCCGACUGGCGCACUGUGGGCUCCCAGCAUGGUGUCACUGUCACUGAGAGUGACAGCUAUAGUGCGAGCCUCUCCCAGGACACAGACAAAGGACGGAACAGCAUGGUGUCCACCGAAAGCGCCUCUUCCACCUAUGAGGAGCUGGCCCGGGCCUAUGAGCAUGCCAAGCUGGAGGAGCAGCUGCAGCACGCCAAGUUUGAGAUCACCGAGUGCUUCAUCUCGGACAGCUCCUCCGACCAGAUGACCACGGGCACCAAUGAGAACGCUGACAGCAUGACGUCCAUGAGCACCCCCUCCGAGCCUGGCAUCUGCCGCUUCACCUCCUCCCCACCCAAGCCCCAGGAUGCCGACCGGGGCAAAAACGUGGCUGUGCCCAUCCCUCACCGGGCCAACAAGAGUGACUACUGUAACCUGCCCCUGUAUGCCAAGUCGGAGGCCUUCUUCCGGAAGGCAGAUGGGCGCGAGCCCUGUCCCGUGGUCCCACCCCGCGAGGCCUCCAUCCGGAACCUGGCUCGAACCUACCACACCCAGGCCCGCCACCUGACCCUGGACCCUGCCAGCAAGCCCUUGGGCCUCCCGCACCCAGGGGCCCCCGCUGCCGCCUCCACAGCCACCUUACCUCAGAGGACUCUGGCCAUGCCAGCACCCCCCGCCGGCACGGCCCCCCCAGCACCCGGCCCCACCCCUGCCGAGCCCCCCGCGGCCCCUAGUGCUGCCCCUCCGGCCCCCAGCACAGAGCCUCCGCGGGCCGGGGGCCCACACACCAAAAUGGGGGGCUCCAGGGACUCACUUCUCGAGAUGAGCACGUCGGGGGUAGGGAGGUCUCAGAAGCAGGGGGCUGGGGCUUACUCCAAAUCCUACACCCUGGUGUAGGGGCGCAGCGAGGAGAACAGCCUUUGCGUGGACCCGGCUGCACCUCCAGCCCUCACACCCAACUUGGCUGUUUUCCUGCAUUAUUUAUAUUAAACUGACAGACGAAAACCAACCAACAACGAAAAGAAAACCCCCGAGUCAUGAACGCUUGUACAUAGAACUCUUUUGUACAAAUGAAACUAUUUUCUUCUUCUCCAUGAAGCCAGGGCACAAUGAAUUUGACAGUACAAGUAAACCCCACCCCCACCCCACAAAAUACGCGUGCAGAGAUAUAUACAUAUAUAGAGAGCGCGGAACACGUCGACAAGCUAUGUAUCUAUAUAUUUCUCUCGCCGGAUUUUGAGACAGAGGCACAAAGACCCAGCAGUUUUUCCCUCCUCCUCACCCUCCCUCCAAUCUAGGUGGUUUUGACCAAGACCGAAAUCCCAACUCAGAGAACACUGCAUGCGAUUUUACUGUUCCCAGAAAACCAGGAGUUGCUUCAAUUUGCAGAUGCUUAUGUGUUAAUACCUUUUUCUAUGAAAAAAGACCCAGCGCCGUGUGCAAUAAAGGUUAUGUUUCUACGUGGUGGCUUUUUUCCCAUCUGGCGAGGGCCAGUGGGGAGUGAGGGAGGAGAGGCCCCUCUGCCAGGCCUCUGUCUCCCGUGGAAACUUUGAGAAGCCCGGCUUUGGCGCAGCAGUUAAACUUUUUAAAACGCUCUCCAUUAGCCAAGGUGCAGUCUUCAGCACCUGUUCUGUCCUAAAAUCUGUGCUGGGCCCUAAACGGGACCAGCUGUGUGACUUUGUGCAUGCUCCUAAACCCCUCUGAGCCAGUUUCCUUAUCUAUAAAAUGCGGCAACCUUGA